Molecule: messenger RNA, 19556 nt
Organism: Coregonus sp. 'balchen'
Lineage: Eukaryota; Metazoa; Chordata; Actinopteri; Salmoniformes; Salmonidae
Source: the annotation of a GenBank genome assembly
AGCAGCGAUGGCUCCUUCUCUGGCACAGGCCUAUCGUAGGCGCUGGUGGAUGGCGGUGACUGCGGUCAUAGAGAACCUGCUGUUCUCUGCUGUGCUGCUGGGCUGGGGAUCGCUACUCAUCAUGCUCAAGAACGAGGGCUUCUACUCACACCUCUGCAUAAGUACGUCCCCAUCCAUGGUAACACUCACACAGGGAUACUGUAUACUUCAGGGUUGGGGUCAAUUCCAGUCAUUUCAGAAAGUAGACCAAAUGCCAAUUCAAAAUGUUCCUCAUUGAAAAGCAUUGAAGAAAAUGUCAUUGUACUUCCUGAACUGUCUGGAAUUGAAAUGGAAUGAACCCCAGGUAUACAUAAACCUGUGCAUAGAUACUGUGGGGGGUGAAUCCUAACUACCACUGAUAUCAAUGCAUGACUAAGUGAAAAUUCAACUCCAGUGGAAGUUGGGAUUCGCAACCUGAAUACAUCCAUAUAUAUAUUUCUAUAGCAUAUGUGGUUCCCUGUGUCUUGUAUAGUUCUUAACUCCCCUCUCUCUCGUCCCCCUUCUUACCCUUCACCUGCUCCCCCUUACUCUUCCACACCCUUCGCUCCCCCUCCCUCCACUCUACCCUUCCCCCCCCCCUCCUCCAACCCUUACCUCACCUGCUCCCCCUCUCUCCCACCUCCUACCCUUACCUGCUCCCCCUCUCUUCUCACCUCCUACCCUUCUCUUCCCCCCUCUCUCUCUCCACCCUUCCCUCACACUGCUCCCCCUCUCUCUCCACCUCCUACCCUCAUGCUCCCCCCUUCUCUCUCACCCCUACCCUUCACCUGCUCUCCCCCCCUCUCUCUCCACCUCUCUCCACCACCCCCUCCCAGACAAUGAGACAGUGUUCAGUAACAUCAGUUCGUGGGAAAGUGGUAUCUGGCAUAGCUGCGUGGACCAGGAAGAGAUGUUGAAUCUGGGCUUUACCAUUGGCUCCUUCCUGCUGAGUGCAGCCACUCUGCCGCUAGGUAUCCUGAUGGACAAGUACGGGCCCCGCCCACUCCGCCUCCUUGGCAGGUAAAAGACGGGAUACAUCAUCAUCAUCAUCAUUAUUAUUAUUAUUACAAUCAUCAUUAUCGCAAUUAUCAUUGAGCAUUGUCAUCAUUAUUUUUUAAACAAUUAUCAUCUUCAUCAUCUUCAUCAUCAUGACCAUAAUCAUUAUCUUCACAACCAUCGUCAUCAUUGUCGUCAUCAGUCAGCAUCAUCGUCAACUCUCUCUCUUGCAGUGCGUGUUUUGCUUUCUCUUGUGCCAUGAUAGCUGCAGCUGCCUAUAACCCUGAAGGUAAGAAUCCUCAGCCACUGUGAGUCACUGUAAAUGAACACUAAAUGUACAGAAAAUGACAUGAAACACAACAUCUGCUUAUGACAUUACACUGCACAUAUAGAUCUCACUAACUCUGCUCUCUUCCUCUUGUCUCCUCCUCCCGUUCCUCCUCCAGUACUCUCGGCCCUCAUCUUCAUCGCAGUCUCCUUCAACGGCUUUGGAGGAAUCUGCCUCACCUUCACCUCCCUCACGGUAACACACACACACACACCAUCAUUCUCCCCUACAUGGACACAACAACUGCAUAUCCAAAGCUACCAAGUUCCCAGAACACACCAGAGGCUGGUGGGAGGAGCUAUAGGAGGACGGGCUCAUUGUAAUGGCUGGAAUGGAAUCAAUGUAACGGUAUCAAAAAGAUCAAACAUAUGGAAACCACGUUUGACUCCGGUACAUUUAUUCCAUUCCAGCCAUUACAAUGAGCCCCUCCUCCUAUAGCUCCUCCCACCACUCAUGAUCAAAACCUCCCGCCACCUGAACAGUUUCUUACCCCUGGCUGUGGCCCUCACCAACUGGCCAUCUGGCCCAUAGAGACUAAAGGACUGCACUCUAUGCUGCACCCCGCAUUAAGCAAUUUCUGAACUGUACACAAAAUAACUGCACUAUACUGCAUUUGCACUCUGUUCAUCUCUCUGCAUUUAGAUAAAUUCAUACUGAUACUGUAAAUGUGUACAUCCACUGUAUAUCAACCGUAUACCCACUGUAUAUCAACCGUACACCCAAUGUAUAUCAACCGUAUACCCACUGUGUAUCAACCGUAUACCCACUGUAUAUCAACCGUAUAACCACUGUAUAUCAACCGUAUACCCACUGUAUAUCAACCGUAUACCCACUGUAUAUCAACCGUAUACCCACUGUAUAUCAACCGUAUAACCACUGUAUAUCAACCGUAUACCCACUGUAUAUCAACCGUAUACCCACUGUGUAUCAACCGUAUACCCACUGUAUAUCAACCGUAUACCCACUGUAUAUCAACCGUAUAACCACUGUAUAUCAACCGUAUACCCACUGUAUAUGUGUAUAUCUGCUCAUUCUCUUAUAGCUCUAUGCUCACUCUACCUAGUUGUAUAUAAUGUAUGUAAACUUUAUUUAAACUCCGCUGUCUGUAUUCUGUCUCUAAAUGUUGUCUAUCACUAGCUUCACCAUAUCACCAAGUACAAUUCUGAGUAUGUGUAAAUGUACUUGGCGAAUAAAGGUGAUUCUGAUUCUGACCAGCCUCCUCUGAAACAUACAUAUGUUAGUUAUUAUAACCAUAGAAAUAGAUUAUAUGGAUAUAACUAACUAUAUACUGAGUGUACAAAACAUUAAGACUGACCAGGUGAAUCCAGGUGAAAGCUAUGAUCCCUUAUUGAUGUCACCUGUUAAAUCAACUUCAGUCCGUGUAGAUGAAGGGGAGGAGGACAGGUUCAAGAAGGAUUUGUAAGCCUUGAGACAAUUGAGACAUGGAUUGUGUAUGUGUGCCAUUCAGAGGGUGAAUGGGGAAGACAAAUAUUUAAGUGCCUUUGAACAGUCUAUGGUAGUAGGUGCCAGGCGUACCGGUUUGUGUCAAGAACUGCAACGCUGCUGGGUUUUUCACGCUCAACAGUUUCCCGUGAGUAUCAAGAAUGAUCCACCACCCAAAGGACAUCCAGCCAACUUGACACAACUGUGGGAAGCAUUGGAGUCAACAUUGGCCAGCAUCCCUGUGGAACCUUUUCAACACCUUGUAGAGUCCAUGCCCAAUGAAUUGAGGCUGUUCUGAGGGCAAAAGGGGGUACAACUUAAUAUUAGGAAGGUGUUCCUUAUGUUUUGUACACUCAGUGUAUAUAAGGUAUACUGUAGCUAUUGCUAUUAUACACUAUAUUACGGUAUAUGGAUGUCUGUUGGUGUUUUGGGAGGAUGUAUACUUUACAUAAUAUAUACAUUAUUUGUGUUUUUCUCUGCGUAUAAAUGUGAUUGAUUGUGGGUGUGUGUGUUGGCCAUUCAGAGUGUCCACGGCACAUGCUGUUCUGCUCCUGGCUCUAAAUUCUGGCACACGUCCGUCGCCCAAUCAGAUCACUGGGCUGUCGACACGCCUCGUCCCUGCCCCCCACCCCAUCCCAAAACACACAAGGACACGGUCUCUCCCUAUCUCCCCCUCUCUUUCUCUCCGCCCCCUCUCUCGCUCUCUCUCUCUCUGUCUGUCUGUCUCUCUCUCUCUCUCUUCUCUCUCUCUCUCUCUCGCUCUCUCUCUCUCUCUCUCUCUCUUUCUCUUUUCCUCUUUCUCUGUAUAUACACACACUGUAACCCCCCUGGUCUGUGCCAGUAGUUUCAGCUGUUCAAGGCCCUUUCGUUCCAUUGAGCUAAUCGUCCGUCAGUCCUUCCGUCCUUCCGUCCGUCAGUCCGUCAAUAUUAGGUACAUAAGCUAUAUGACCUUACAUUCUCCACAUAUCCCGUUUCCAUUUUCAUUGUUGUAGAAUGUUGUUCCGGUUCUGCUUUUUCUUGAGUUCACCCAUCUUCUUACCCUCUCUCUGUCUCUCUACCUCACAAACACAUACAUGUAUGCAUACCCACCAGUGGAGGCUGGUGGGAGGAGCUAUAGGAGGACGGGCUCAUUGUAUGGCUGGAAUGGAAUAAAUGGAAUGUAGUCAAACAUGUGGUUUCCAUAUGUUUGGUACCGUUCCAUUAAUUUCAUUCCUGCCAUUACAAUGAGCCCAUCCUCCUAUAGCUCCUCCCACCAGCCUCCUCUGAUACCCCUACAUGACAGGGCUCUACGCUGACCUUUUUUACAAGGAGCACGUGUGCGCCUAUGAUGAAAAAUGUAGGCGCACACAAAGUAAUUUAGGAGCACAAUGAAAAAUAUAGGAUUAAAUUAAACUUCCAGGUCGCAGCAAAAUAUUUAAGCGCAUAUGCGAGUAAAAUGGUUGGACUGUUGAGCCUAGUCAUUCGUUCCAUCCACCUAAAUCGGCCCUUUUGUUCCAUCCACCUAAAUCAUAUCAACCUUUCGUUCUGUCUGCCUGUCUCUGUCUGUUAGUCCAUGUCCAUGUUAGUGUGUGUGGGGGCACAUAGCUGAGGCCCCUGAAUACAUCAGAUAGGUAAUUAAGACCGAGCUGUAGCUCGGCCCUGACCCCUACACUGACCUACAAGAUCUGGAGAGAGAAUGGUCAUGGUCAUGGGGCGACUUUUUCCGUACCUCUGCUAAGACCUGACCAGGGAAAACUGCAGGUCCUAGUUAUUGGCUAAAAGUACACUCUUAGAAAAAGGUUUCUAUGUAGUGCCAAAAAGGGUUCUAUCACUUCAUAUAGCAACCCUUUAGGUUCCUAUAGGUUCUAUAUAUAUAUAUAAAAAAAUUAAGGGAACACUAAAAUAACACAUCCUAGAUCUGAAUGAAUGAAAUAAUCUUAUUAAAUACUUUUUUCUUUACAUAGUUGAAUGUGCUGACAACAAAAUCAUACAAAAAUUAUCAAUGGAAAUCAAAUUUAUCAACCCAUGGAGGUCUGGAUUUGGAGUCACCCUCAAAAUUACAGUGGAAAACCACACUACAGGCUGAUCCAACUUUGAUGUAAUGUCCUUAAAACAAGUCAAAUGAGGCUCAGUAGUGUGUGUGGCCUCCACGUGCCUGUAUGACCUCCCUACAAUGCCUGGGCAUGCUCCUGAUGAGGUGGCGGAUGGUCUCCUGAGGGAUCUCCUCCCAGACCUGGACUAAAGCAUCCGCCAACUCCUGGACAGUCUGUGGUGCAAUGUGGCGUUGGUGGAUGGAGCGAGACAUGAUGUCCCAGAUGUGCUCAAUUGGAUUCAGGUCUGGGGAACGGGCGGACCAGUCCAUAGCAUCAAUGCCUUCCUCUUGCAGGAACUGCUGACACACUCCAGCCACAUGAGGUCUAGCAUUGUCUUGCAUUAGGAGGAACCCAGGGCCAACCGCACCAGCAUAUGGUCUCACAAGGGGUCUGAGGAUCUCAUCUCGGUACCUAAUGGCAGUCAGGCUACCUCUGGCGAGCACAUGGAGGGCUGUGCGGCCCCCCAAAGAAAUGCCACCCCACACCAUGACUGACCCACCGCCAAACCGGUCAUGCUGGAGGAUGUUGCAGGCAGCAGAACGUUCUCCACGGCGUCUCCAGACUCUGUCACGUCUGUCACGUGCUCAGUGUGAACCUGCUUUCAUCUGUGAAGAGCACAGGGCGCCAGUGGCGAAUUUGCCAAUCUUGGUGUUCUCUGGCAAAUGCCAAACGUCCUGCACGGUGUUGGGCUGUAAGCACAACCCCCACCUGUGGACGUCGGGCCCUCAUACCACCCUCAUGGAGUCUGUUUCUGACCGUUUGAGCAGACACAUGCACAGAAGUGUGAUUGACUUGGAGUUACAUUGUGUUCUUUAAGUGUUCCCUUUAUUUUUUUGAGCAGUGUAUAUAUAUAUAUAUAUAUAUAUAUAUAUAUAUAUAUAUAUAUAUAUAUAGAGAGAGAGAGAGAGAGAGAGAGAGAGAGAGAGAGAGAGAGAGAGAGAGAGAGAGAGAGAGAGAGAGAGAGAGAAAUGGGGGGAAGAGAAAGGGAUGGAAAAAUAGAGAGGGGAGUGAUAAGAAUGGAAAAACAGGGAGAGAGACUGUUGUGGAAAACAGGAGGGAUCUAGAGAGGGAGAGCGCAGGAUAAGGGGGAAGAGAGGGAUGGGGAGGGGAGGAGAGGGGAGGGGAGCAGUCUGUCCUCAGUUAAACUUAGAAAGUGACCAACUGGAAGUAGGGUGUCAAAGUGUGUGUGUGUUUUGCUUCUUCCUGUUUUUGUUUUUUUAUACAAUGUUGUGUUUAUUGUUAAAGAGAGAGACCUGCCCAAGCCUCUGAAGAUUUUUUUGUUUUUUAAGGAGUGGUAAUUCCCACCCUUUUUGUAUUUUCUGAUUUUUAUUGAACAGAUAGUGAAGGGAUGACAGAGGGGAAAGAUAUACAGAGUUAUUGUUUAUAUAAAUGAUUUAUAUAACUUGUUUACAUAGUUGCUGUCUUUAUAGAUUCUGGUUGUAAUGCACAUCUUUAAAUAGAGGUUAACACAAUGGUGUUUAUAUAUCUCUUUAAGCUCAGCUUGGCACAGUGUGGAGUGACAUAGUUUGCAUCCGAAAUGGCACCCUAUUCCCUACAUAGUGGUCAAAAGUAGUGCACUAUAUAGGGAAUAGGGUGCUACUUCAAAUCGUAAUACAUAUCUAUAUAGAGAAGUGCAAACAGUGUUGUAGCUCUGAGUCUGUAUGUUUAUACAAUGUAAAAAAAAGAAGCUUAUCACUUAAAUUUGAUUAAAGUCCCCAUAGAGAAAUUUAGUCACAAUUAUGGUAUGUAUUUAAGCUCAGUGUGCUGAUACAGUAUGUGCUGUCACUAUAUUUAACUUGUGUUUAUACCAGCAAAGUAGCUUGACUAUUUACCGCUCCGUGCAGCGAACAUUCAUGUAAGCUCGCGAGAUCAGGCGACUUGCGAGGCUACCAGGAAAGCCCUCGGUGGUAAACAGGAUGUUUUCCAAAGGGAGAGUGGUGCUGACACACAGCCUGAUGUGAUGUAUGUUGUUAUCUGUGUGUCUGCGUGUCUUUGUAUCUGUAUAGGCUGGCAUUGGCACAGAGUCGUUGGCACGACGUAGGGGGAAAUAUUCACAGCUGUUGUGUGUUUGUGUGUGUGUGUUGGGCAUUACUUCAGCAGGUUAAGGAGAACUCACUGCUUCGACUGUGCCACCUGCACAAUUUCACACACAUUCACAGCAACAAAUGCAUUUUUGGCACGCAGACACUCACUCAGUACUUGCACCAAGUCCUCCAACAGAGAAAAGAGAAGGGAGAGAAGGAGUGAGGAAAAUAGGAAGGCAGCUACAAGACUUCUUGUAUGGCAUUUGUUUAUUCAUUACCCCAUAUGUCCACAUUUUCUACAUUUUCCAAGUUAAAUCUUUAGUUUUGCAAAAGUGCCAGCAACCCAAAACGCCUAAAAUCAACCUUGUACUGUGUAGCAAUAUUAUAUGCCAAGUCAGAGGUUGUGAAUAUAAAGCAAGGCUAUUCCCCCUGCCUCAGGCUAGCAUGUGUCUCCUAAAACAGCAGAGGAACUGAUCUAACACAUUUAGCAAUGCUGUGUAUGCGGACCCUCUCCAUAAAGAUGAACAGCUCAUAUCACCACCUGGUGUUACUUUCGUAGAAUUGCAUCUUGAGCACUUACAGUGCCUUUAGGAAGUAUUCACACCCCUUUACUUGAGCACUUACAAUGCCUUUAGGAAGUAUUCACACCCCUUUACUUGAGCACUUACAAUGCCUUUAGGAAGUAUUCACACCCCUUUACUUGAGCACUUACAAUGCCUUUAGGAAGUAUUCACACUCCUAUACUUGAGCACUUACAAUGCCUUUAGGAAGUAUUCACACCCCUAUACUUGAGCACUAACAAUGCCUUUAGAGAGUAUUCACACUCCUUUACUUGAGCACUUACAAUGCCUUUAGGAAGUAUUCACACCCCUUUACUUUCCCCAAUUGUUUUUGUUAGAGCCUGAAUUUAAAAUGGAUUGCAUUUAUAUUUUGUGUCACUGAUCUACACACAAUACCCCAUAAUGUCAAAGUGGAAUUUUGUUGUAUAAUUUUUUUUACAUGUUUUACAAAAUGUCAAGCUGAAAUGUCUUGAGUCAAUAAGUAUUCAACCCAUUGUUAUGGCAAGCCUAAAUAGGUUCAGGAGUAAAAAUGUGCUUAACAAAUCACAUAAUAAAUUGCAUGGACUCUGUGCUCAAUAAUAGUGGUUAAUAUGAUUUUUGAAUGACUACCCCAUCUCUGUACCUCCCACAUACAAUUAUCUGUAAGGUCCCUAAAUCGAGUAGUGAAUUUCAAGCACAGAUUCAACCACAAAGACCAGGGAGGUUUUUCAAUGCCUCGCAAAGAACGGCACCGAUUGGUAGAUGUGUAAAAAUAAAGAAAAGCAGACAUUGAAUACAUUUGAGCAAGGUGAAGUUAUGAAUUACACUUUGGAUCAUGUAUCAAUACACCCAGUCACUACAACGAUACAGGUGUCCAUCCUAACAGUUACUGGAGAGGAAGGAAACUGCUCAGGGAUUUCACCAUGAGGCCAAUGGAGAUUUUAAAACAGUUACAGUGUUUAAUGGUUGUGAUAUGAGAAACACUGAAGAUGGAUCAACAACAUUGUAGUUACUCCACAAUACUAACCUAAAUUACAGAGUGAAAAGAAGGAAGCCUGUACAGAAUAAAAUAUUCAAAAACAUGCAUCCUGUUUGCAACAAGGCAAUUAAGUAAUACUGCAAAAAAUGUGACAAAGAAAUAAACUUUUUGUCCUGAAUAUGAAGCGUAAUGUUUGGGGCAAAUCCAACACAACACAACACUGAGUACCAUUCUUCAUAUUUUUAAGCGUGGUGGUGGCUGCAUCAUGUUAUGGGUAUGCUUGUCAUCAGCAUUGUUUAUAAAAAGAAAGGAAUACAGCUGUAAGCAAAAUCUUAGAGGAAAACCUGGUUCAGCCUGCUUUCCAACAGACACUGGGAGAUGAAUUCACCUUUCAGCAGGACAAUAACCUAAAACACAAGGCCAAAUCUACACUGGAGUUGCUUACCAAGACGACAUUGAAUGUUCCUGAGUGGCCUAGUUACAGUUUUGACUUAAAUCAGCAUGAAAAUCUAUGGCAAGACAUGAAAAUGGCUGUCCAGCAAUGAUCAACAAUCAACUUGACAGAGCUUGAAGAUUUUUUAAAAAGAAUAAUGGGCAAAUAUUGUACAAUCCAGGUGUGUAAAGCGCUUAGAGCUUACCCAAAUAGACUCACAGCUGUAAUUGCCGCCAAAAGUGCUUCUACAAAGUACUGACUCAGGGGUGUGAAUACUUAUGUAAAUUAGAAAUUUCUGUAUUACAUUUUCAAUCAAUUUGCAAAAAUGUCUAAAAACAUGUUUUCACUUUGUCAUUAUGGGGUAUUGUGUUUAGAUGAGUGAGAAAAAACAUAUAUUUAAUCAAUUUUGAAUUUAGGCUGUAGCACAACAAAAUGGAAUAUGUCAAGGGUUAUGAAUACUUUCUAAAGGCACUCUCUCUCUCUGUCUCCUAGUUACCCAACAUGUUUGGGAACGUGCGCUCCACCAUCCUGUCUCUAAUGAUCGGCUCCUACGCCUCUUCAGCCGUCACCUUCCCUGGAGUCAAGGUAGGACAGUUACUCCUCAGCUCUCUCUUUGGGAGUUUAGAUCAGUGUUUGUUACAGUAAGCACCUUGUGACAAAUGUUGAUUGAUUGAUUGAUUUGUUGAUUGAUUGAGGAUUCACAGAAAGGCAUUACUUUAUGGCUUUACUUGAUAUCUUGAUAUAUUAUUGUUGCAUUUGCUAACCUCUUUCCCAUACUUCUCUCUCUCCCUGACUCUGUUUCUUCUCUCCAGUUGAUCUAUGAUCUAGGCGUGUCCUUCAGGGUGAUCAUGUGGGUGUGGUCGGGGCUAGCCGGUCUUGUCUUCCUCAACUGCUUCUUUAAUUGGCCGGUGGAGGCUUUCCCCGCACCUGAGGAGAUCAGCUACACGUCAGUAUCUAUGACAACAUUACUAUCAUAACACAUUACAUGACGUAACUCUGACGUUAUAGACUGUUACAGUACCCCAAAAUCAUUGAAUUACAGAGUAGUGAGUUUUUCUUUCACCAUUGCUCCAAUUCUUCUCUCUCUCUCCCCCUCCCCCGUUCCUGCCUCUCUCCCUCCUCCCUCCCUCAGUAAGGAGCUGAAGCUGAGUAGCGUGGUGAUGGAUGACAAGACGACGGGGGACAGAUUCUACAGUCAUGUGACCACGGUGGUAGAAAAGAUGGCUCCGAAGCAGCAGGAGCCAGAUCCUUCGCCAGAGAAGCUCCCACCUGGAGAACAGACACAGGGUUAGGAAUAGCAUAGGAUCACAACAGAAACGGUUAGAACCGGAUAGAGCUGGUUAGAGAACCAGUCAGAACUAAACAUAACUACUUAGAACCGGAUACAGCUAAAUGGAACUGGUCAGAGCUGGUCUUCCAGGGCUUCACCAACCAGAAUCAAUGGACGAUAUUGAGCUCAACCCUACUAUAAAAUCUGUUCAACAAUAAAAAUGUGUUAACAAAUUGAGAAGGUAACCUAGCCCAGUCAUUAUCAUCCAAUCUCAUGUUUAAUUCUUACCCCUGCCCCUCCUUUUAUUUCCCCUGACAGGUGGUCCUCCGUUCCGUAGUUCAGUCUGCUCGCCCAUCUUCUUGUGGAGUCUCAUCACCAUGGCGAUGACCCAGCUGCGCAUCAUCUUCUUUAUGGGCGCCAUGAACAAGAUGCUGGAGUUCCUGGUUACCCAUGGCGACCCACACCGUAAGGACCGAUCAAACCGUUAAUAAAGAAAGUCACUUGUAAAGGUUUUAAGUUGUGGGCACUGUCACAUUAGUCUUGAGAAACCAGACUGAUUUCAUAAUAGCUCACAUUCUGUUUCACUUCACAUAUCAAGUGACGUGAAACAAAACGUGAGCGCAGCGGUCAGUCUGCCAUAUCUUUAAUCUGUCACAUAUCUUAAUCUAAGGAUUUUAGGAGAAUUUGUUAUGAUGUUAGUGCCUGGGAAUUUGUGACUUCCAUAACUUUCUGUGUGUUUUCUGUUUUCAGCCUCUAAGGAUCUAUUGAUGGAGGCAGAGCAACAAGGUGAGAGAAUGAGACAGGUCCUUUUUUGGCAUUGGACGCUUGUGGAGAGAGAGAGAGAGAGAGAGAGAGACGAGAGAGAGAGAGAGAAUAGAGACGAGAGAGAUAGAGAGAGAGAAUAGCAUCGAGAGUAGCAUCUCUUCUCUCUAUCGAGAUAUCGCUAGCUCUCUCUUCUCCUCCCGCGAUAUACUAAUCGCUGCUCUACUUUCUCUAGAUCUAUCUCUGAUCCAUCUCAAACUCUGGUCUCUCUCUCGCGUCUCUCUCCUGCUCCUCUCUCUCUCCUCUCUCGUCUCUCGUUUGUUUGCUUACCUAGUGACUCUCUUCUUCACGUUUUCACGACCCGACACUUUCCCUCUCUCCUCUCUCUCAGGGUGGGUUUGAUAUCGUCAUUGUUGGCCUCCCUGCAAUCUCUGCCUCUCUCCUUAGCCUCUUCCUCUGAUUGGCACAUCAUGCGACUGGACUCAGGAUGAAGAUAUUUCGCGUACCCCGUGGACCAAGGUGUGGUGUGGGUGUGACAGAUAGGAAGCGAGAGCGAAACAGAGAGAGAGCGGAACAAAGAGAGAGAGAGAACAAAGGAACUUCGGUUAUAAACCACCCAUCUCAUCCAUCAUCCUGAUUGGACAGUGUUUACACUUACAGCCCGCCAAAAAAAUCUCUGGGCCCUAGGUAUUUUAAACACAUUCACGUGGUCAUUCCUGGCCCCCCAAGUAAACUGCAUGUCCUUGUAUGUGCCUAUUGGUGCCUGGGAUGCAUUAAUAAAAAAUCACCACUAGCUGGCGACAUAAGCUGUUCAUCCCUAUGGAGAGAUGGACAGCGUUUGACUAAUAUUGGUGACUCAGCUGUCUUUAAGGGAGAAAUAAUUCAGAAGAGACCAAGCAUGACAUGCUUAGAGAGAGCAGGGUUGUAUUCAUUAGACAGCAAUUAAAAAAUUAUUUUUUCCCUAAUAAACACAACCCUUGGUAUUUUCCUGAUGCUUUAAAAAAUGUUUUAUCCCUGACCUCUUCUCUCUAGCCAACCUGAACCCCCGAAGAGAGACAGGAAGAUCCAGAAACUGACCAAUGCCAUCCGCGCUUUCAUCAUCACCAACGUUCUACUGGUCCUCUUCGGAGUCAUCCAGAUGAUAGACAACCUGCCUGUACAGGUAAGAACACAGCCACAUGACCCUACCUCACACACCUCACCUGGUGUGGAACGUUUCGAUAUAAAUAUAUUAUAUAGACAAACAUGCCUCUCUCUGAAAUGUAAAAAAAGGAAUCACGUCAGCUCUAUUUGUGAUAUUUCGAUCUGCAACGUUCCUCAACAUUUCCCUAAUGAACGUGGCCCAAUACAGGUAGGAACACAGUCACAUGACCAUGCCUACCAUACCUACCCCUGUACAGGUAAAUGAACAUAAAAUGCUGAUAACUCACCUUGUAACAAGAACCCUGGCUACAUGUCAGUUUUAAUUUUGGCACUCUUAUUUAGAUUUAGUCUAGUCUUAGUCAUUUUUACAAAAAUAUAUUAUAGUCUUAGUCACAUUUGUCAUUUGAAUAAUGAUUUAGUCUAGUUAUUGUCAAAAUGAUAAACUGUGGGCCAUUUUAGUCAACUAAAUGCCCUUUCAUUUUAGUCAUAUUUUAGUCGCAUCACAUUUGUAUCUCCUCAUUAACCUAUAGUAUACAUAAAUCACUGACUUCCAUGUGCACAAACAUACAUAGCCUUGUCCAAUGAACAUAUUUUUCUGCAUAACAUCCUACAUCCUGACAAACAUAUAUAAGAAUUAUCUGGCCAUGUAAAUUUCUAAUUCAGGCUACAUAGAUAUUGCACAUUACAUAUAAAACAAACAGACACACACAAACGCAGGGAGAGAGGGAGAGUAGCACCAGAUGGUGCCGCAAAGUGUUGGCAAAGUAGUAUGGGUUGCACCUCCGCCACUCGGUCGUGUCAUUGCCAUUGUUUUCAACGUUCCACAGAAGCCGCAGCCACAUUGGUGUCCGAAAGUAUAAUGGGGCAGUGGUGUAAAGUACUUAAGUAAAAAUACUUUAAAUUACUACUUAAUUCGUUUUGGUUUUGGGGGGUAUCUGUACUUUACUUUACUAUUUUUAUUUUUGACAAUUUUACUUCACUACAUUCCUAAAGAAAAUAAUGUACUUUUUCCAUAACACCCAAAAGUACUCAUUACAUUUUGAAUGCUUAGCAGGACAGGACAAUGGUCCAAUUCACACACUUCUCAAGAGAAUAUCCCUGGUCAUCCCUACUGCCUCUGAUCUGGCGGACUCACUAAACAUACAUGCUUCGUUUGUAAAUUAUGUCUAUUGUUGGAGUGUUGGAGUGUGCCCCUAGCUAUUCGUGAAUUAAAAAUAUAUAUAUAUCAGAAAAUGGUGCUGUCUGGUUUGCUUAAUAUAAGGAAUUUGAAAUGAUUUAUACUUUUACUUUUGAUACUUAAGUAAAUUUUAGCAAUUACAUUUACUUUUGAUACUUAAGUAUAUUUAAAACCAAAUACUUUUAGACUUUUACUCAAGUAGUAUUUUACUGGGUGACUUUCACUUGAGUCACUUUCUAUUAAGGUAUCUUUACUUUUACUCAAGUAUGACAAUUGGGUACUUUUUCCACCACUGAACAGGAGAUAAUGACGGUUUCGCCCAGUGAUGUAGUCGAGUCCCAAGUCCCCUGUGCUCGAGUCCAAGUCCGAGUCACAAAUGGUCGAGUUGUGAGACCCUAUGGCUGAAGUCCCCGUGCUCGAGUCCUGGUCCAAGUGCUCAAGUCUGAGUCACUGGGUCCCCAUUUAACUAGAAAAAUAUUGCAGUUUUGAAACUGCAGUAAAAGUACAGUAACUACAGUCGACUGGUAUUCUGGACACAGUAAUUGCAGCUACACUGCAAAAUUACUGUAGUAAAAAAACUGUUAUUUUGGAUGCAGUAUUUGCAACAUACUGCAGUUAGACUGCACAUUAACUGCAGUUAUACUGCACUCGAUGACUGCAAUCAUUUUUCGUAAGGGUAGUGUAGUGUCGAGUCAAUGUUGCUAGUCAUUGCUGAUAAACAAAGGAGUCCGCUCAUACUGAACCUUGAUCAUAAGUUUUAUUCAUAUCACAAGAUUUCAGCAUGAGUUUACAGGUGUCCAGAUCACCCGGAGAGCGGCGUCCCAGAUUGCAAUGGCCGCUCUAACCUCUUCUUCGUUUUUACCCAGUAUAUAUAAUGUUCCCCAAAAUAUGGGUGGCUCCCUCUACUGUCCAAUCCCCUGUCUUCCCUGGGGCGUCACCCUCAAAACCAUUCCCUUUGACACUAAAUAAACAUCCCCUCAGGUUCCACUGAAAACAUUAACAAAGUCAUAAUCUUAAUACACUACAGUAGCGCAGUGGCAAAAUAAAUUUAGUCAAUAAAUUGUUUGCUAUCCCGUUUCCUUUCUUUCUUUCUGUGCCACAAUAUCGUUUUGAACGUUCGUUAUGGACUGAUGCCCGACUGAGCAUUCUACUCGAUGCAUCGUCAAUGAGCGCUGAUUAAGAUUUCAGUAAAAGUGCAUUACAGUGGCUUGGAAAUAAAAUGACAUUCAGAAGGAGGCAAAUAAUUAGUAGGAAAACCUUUUGUCAUCAUUUUGAUGUCGCCAGGUUGACUUUAGAUGCAGUAUAACGUUAGCUAGCUAAGAUUGAGGGGAGGCCACCGUAUUUUAGCUCGCUAAUGUUAGCAUUGCUAUCUAUUUUUGACGAACGUCACUAGCUAGCUAAUGACAACAUUGCCAUCUGUCUAAAGUAAAUUUGACGACAUGAUAAUGCUGGCAAAGUUGUUUCCUACUAAAUAUUUGCCAACUUUAGCAAUGUCAUCGUAUUUCCAGGCACUGUAAUGUAAUUUAGACUAACCAGUAGUUAGCCUCCAUUCAGUAUGACUGGGUUUAUUACCACUUUAGGGCACCACUAUGGCGCCGCCAGUAGAGGGCGCCUUGAGAACGUUCAUAACAAUGGCAUGAUGCGACCGAGUGACGGAAAUGCAACCUAUGAAUGAAUAGGCUACUGGUAAUGUUACCAGGGUAAUGGUCAGUUGCAAAACUUUCUCGAACGUUGCAGAUAUAAAUUCCAUCAACAGAUAAGACGUUAUUCCUUAUUCAAAAUGUCAGAGGCAUGUUUGUUCUACAUAUCAUUUAUAUUUGAACGUUCCAAAACGUUGCGUCCUGCUGAACGCACCCGUCGGGAGCUUCAUUAAUUGGGUUUCCAUGACCGAGCAGCCGCACAUAAGCCUAAAAUCACCAUGUGUAAUGCCAAGCGUCGGCUGGAGUGGUGUAAACUCGCUACCAUUGGACUCUGGAGCAGUGGAAACGUGUUCUCUGGAGUGAUGAAUUACGUUUCCCCAUCUGGAAGUCAGACGGACAAAUCUGGGUUUGGUGGAUGCCAGGAGAUCGCAACCUGCCCGAAUGCAUAGUGCCAACUGUAAAGUUUGUUAGAGGAGGAAUAAUGGCCUGGGGCUGUUUUUCAUGGUUCGGACUAGGCCUCUUAGUUCCAGUCAGUGUUGCCAACUCCUCAAUAAGGAAAGUAACUAUUGGCUGUCCUAAAAGUCGCUAGAAGUCGCUAAAUGACGGCAUCACCUAAUUUGCAUAAUUGGCCAUGUGCAUGUAAUUGUGAUGGACGCUGUAGGAGAGAGGAAUAACGUCGUGGGAGAGACGAAAAGUGAGUAAAAAACACCCUACAUUUACAUCCUGCCCUGAAUGUAAGCCAGUGCGGGAUCAGCCAGCGGCGGCUUCCCGCAUGCUCGAUUCAUUUGCAGUCUGGACGCAGAGGGGUGAACAUCUCCUGCUCUGACUGCAGCUGGGAGGGACUGCUGCGUGAGGACUGGGCCACCUGUGAGUGCUUUGGGACGGGGGUGGGGCCCCGGCAGCACCCGCUGCUCGUUGAGAAGAGUAAGAACGAUACGUGCUUUCAUGUCAGAGUUUCCAAUAACACCUGAAAAAGUUGCUAGAUUUGUCGCUAGUUGCUUUUUUGAAAAUGUGUCGCUAGAAGGGUCUGAAAACUCGCUAAAUAUAGCGACAAAGUUGCUAAGUUGGCAACACUGGUUCCAGUGAAGGGAAAUCUUAACGCUACAGCAUACAAUGACAUUCGAGACAAUUCUGUGCUUCCAACUUUGUGGCAACAGUUUGGGGAAUGUCCUUUCCUGUUUCAUCAUGACAAUGUCCCCAUGCACAAAGCGAGGUCCAUACAGAAAUGGUUGGUCAAGAUUGGUGUGGAAGAACUUGACUGGCCUGCACAGAGCCCUGACCUCAACCCCAUCAAACACCUUUGGGAUUAAUUGGAACGCCGACUGCGAGCCAGGCGUAAUUGCCCAACAUCAGUGCCCGACCUCACUAAUGCUCUUGUGGCUGAACGGAGGCAAGUCCCCGCAGCAAUGUUCCAACAUCUAGUGGAAAGCCUUCCCAGAAGAGUGCAGGCUGUUAUGGCAGCAAACGGGGAACCAAAUUCAUAUUAAUGCCUAAUGAUUUUGGAAUGAGAUGUUGACGAGCAGGUGUCCACAUACUUAUGGUCAUGUAGUUUAUCUUUUGAAUGGUAAGAGCUAAAAUCAAGCCGUUUUCUAUGAGGAAAAUAUUAAGACUUGGCUACAUUGGCUACUGAACCUGGCUAUGAAAUGCAGUGGGGAAAGUGGGAGGGUAGAGCGAGACUACAAAUUCAGACUUCUAUACUCAAGGGAGAUAGACAUAGCUAGACUAUUGUUUUACUAUUAAUCUCUCCCAAUUACUCCUGAGUGGCGCAGUGGUCUAAGGCACUGCAUCGCAGUGCUAACUGUGCCACUAGAGAUCCUGGUUCGAAUCCAGGCUCUGUCGCCGCCGGCCGCGACCGGGAGACUCAUGGGCAGCGCACAAGUCGUCCAGGGUAGGGGAGGGAAUGGCCGGCAGGGAUGUAGCUCAGUUGAUAGAGCAUGGCAUUUGCAAUGCCAGGGUUGUGGGUUCGAUUCCCAUGGGUGGCCAGUAUAAAAAAAAUAUGUAUUCACUAACUGUAAGUCACUCUGGAUAAGAGCGUCUGCUAAAAUGUAAAUCUCAAUGCUGCUAUUGUUUUAAUUUCGUAAAGCAGCUUGUGUUUCUUAACCAGGCAAAGGGUAGCUAACUAAAAGGCUUGUGGGGACUGGUUAGCGAUGGGGAAGCAAGAGAGUCGCCAGCGCGAUAUGUAUAAUCAGAGGCGGAGCCUGAGUGGCGUCUGUCUGCCCACACUCAUCGCUUGCUCCCAGGCAGCUCACCAGCUGAUGUUUGCCGGGUGUGGGGCGUCCUUCCCACUGCUUAACAGAACCGCGCUGCGCAUCUGUGCUGCUAAUAUUAAUUGUGGUUAUCAUUGAAAAGCUCUCAAUCUCUCCAAAAACUCCUGUUCACUCCACUUAGAAGUCAGAUUUUAGUCAGAUCAUUUCUUCUCGUCUCGUUUAAGUCAACUGAAAUGAAAAAUCAUUUUUGUUUACUUGUAGUUUUUUCAGGGUAUAUUUAGUCAGUUAUAGUCUCGUCAAUUGCCACUGAAAAAUAGGAGUUUGACGAUUAUUUUAGUCACAAUUUUUGUUGACGAAAUUAACUGUCACAUCCUGGCUCUGGGGACUCUAUAUGUUGAGCCAGGGUGUGUAUAUUCUAUGUAUUGUAUUUCUGUGUUGGCCAGAGUGGAUCCCAGUCAGAGGCAACGAGUGUCAGCUGUUGCUGGUUGUCUCUGAUUGGGAGCCAUAUUUAUAGAGGCUGUUUGCCCACAAUAGUUGUGGGAUCUUGUUCCAGUUGGUUUUGUGUUAGUACCGUGGACUUCACGUAUCGUUUGUUGUUUUGUUUAUUCGUGUGUGCACUUAAUAAAAUAAGAUGUACGAAUCUCACGCUGCGCCUUGGUCUACUCCCUUCGACGAUCGUGACAUUAACACUGCUACAUGUUCUUAAACAAUCUCUUUGGUUUGGUGUAACCAAAUAAAAUCCAUCCCUACACUAUGGAGUUUUAAGGCAAACCUUAAGAAAAUGUUAAUGCUUUAAGACCGAACAGGCUACUAGAAAGUAUAAUAGUAUUAAUGAAUGUUAUUUCGUUUAUUUUAUUCCUUUUAUUGUUUGCUCUCGAUUGAUGAGAUGAUGUGGUCACGUCUACUCCCACUCCAGCGCUCAAUGUUUUACUAUCCACCGGUCCUGGCAACCCAUCAUUACGCACACCUGGCAACCAUCAUUACGCACACCUGGCAACCAUCAUUACGCACACCUGGCAACCAUCAUUACGCACACCUGGCAACCAUCAUUACGCACACCUCCGCACCAUUAUGAGGCACACCUGGACUUAAUCACUACCCUGAUUACUUCCCCUUUAUCUAGCACUCCCUAGCAUCACUCUUCAGGCAGUAUUGGUUCUGUGUUCAUGUCCAGACGCUGCUCUUGUAUCGCUCUGUGUUCAUAAUAAUUAUUCAACUCACCACCUGCUUCCUGACUCCCAGCGUCAUCGUUACAGAUGUGUUGUGUAUAUAUUUAGUUUUCAUGUGUUUUCAAGAGGACCACAAUGGAACUUUUUUGUGUCAUCCUUGAUGAUUUUUAAAUGCAGUGUGGUUGUAUUGUGUUUUUAAAUGGUCAAAUAAAAAAAAAAAACGAUUUCUCUCCCUCUCCAUCCCCCUAUCCUUUUAUUUUCCUAAUACCUACCUCUCUCUCUUUCUCUCUCCGUUUUCUCUCUUUCCCUCCCUCCCAGAUAGUUUCCUUCAUCGUCCACACCAUGGUCAGAGGUUUCGUCCACUCCUGUGCUGGAGGACUCUAUGCUGCUGUGUAAGUACAUUACAACAUCAACUAAACACAUUGUUGGACGUUUGCGUUCCAGCAUAUUACACCCACGCUAUGAUCGUCUCAGUUAGAUGCAUAGUUGUGUGUCAGAUAGUUUAAAGAAUUGUUUAUUACACAAUUUGGAAAAUGCUAUAUUACAUAUUAUCAAUAUUAUAAAUAGCAGUGAAAGGCAAAAUGAUUUGAUACAAUUCACAAAUGUCACAAAUUAGCGCAAACACAAAAAAAUACAACUUUAAAAUAUGUAUUAUCUUAACAAAACAUUGGUGUUACAGGUAAGGUGUCUGUUUUGGUCAGGUAUGGUACAAUCAGUUUUGAUUGGAGAGGUAACAAUUGCAUCCCGCCCCUUCCAGAUAUCCGUCCAAUCACUUUGGGACGUUGACGGGGAUGCAGUCGAUGAUGAGCGCGCUGUUCGCUCUCCUCCAGCAGCCUCUCUUCGUCAUCAUGGUGGGACACCUUGGAGGAGACCCCUACUGGGUGAGGCUACACACACACACACGAACACGCAUGCAGAGCAUACACACACAGAUCACAUACAUGCGUGCAUGCAGACACACAGCACACACAUGGCACACACACACACACAUGGUGACACUAGUACUUUGCCAUUGUACUACUGAGAUUGGAAGGCAAAUUAAUUAACUGAUUCAUGUGAAUGGACAGAAACAGAAAAUUGAGGCAAUGAGAUUUAUUAAAAAGGUAUGUCUCAAACACGUUCUUUCCCUGACUAACUCUAUCCUCCAAUCAACAGAUCAACCUGAGCUUGCUCAUCGCCUCAUUGGCUGGAUUCCUGUUGCCAGGAUACCUGAUCUAUCACCGUAGGAACCUGAUGCGAGAGAAGGUGGAGGAGCGUGAGAGGGAGGCCGCCAACCAACCAGAAAGAGAGAGCGAAACCUUACGGCAAUCAGAAAAUGGCUAUACCAAAAACCAUACUAAUGGACAUCUCAGCAAU